CUUAAAAGUUGCUCUGGAAAAAAUGGAUUCCCUACACAUUAUGGACAUGCCCGACGAGUGCCUGCUGAGGGUGCUCCAGCAAUUGGAUGUGAUGAGUCAGUGUAACUUUGCGUUUACCUGUCAGCGCUUUAUGUGCAUCUACGAAAUGAUGCAUAGGCAACAUUUUCGCUGUUUCACCUGGUUCGAGCCGACCAACAAUUGGACCGCUCAGCAGAUCGAGGCAUUUUUCAGGCUGAAUGGCCACAAAAUGCGCAUGUUGUCCGUAUCGGAUUUGCAUGACAAAUAUUUUGAGCAGCCGCUGCUUAGCAAGGCCAAUCAUAUGAUAAACGUGUGUGUAUAUCUGAAGAACCUGCGCUCGCUGAUAUUAUGUAUUGAUCACAAGCUGCCCGAUAUAAUUAUUGAGGUUUGUAAGCAUUUGCAUAAGCUGGAGAAUCUGGUUAUUGACUGUGCCAGUCAUCCGAAUUAUGAAUUUUUGGUUUUGUUAAGGCGUCUCAAAAGUUUGGAUAUUGAUUAUUUUGUAAAUCCACGUGACAAGCUAUUCCAGAGAUUUGCCGAAUUGCGUCCGGAUGCUUUGGAGCAUUUACGCAUUGGUUCGGAAAUAACAAUGAAGCAGGGCAAGCACAUUGCUUAUCUGCGUGGUCUUACGCUCCUGAACAUAUACAAUCCUUGCUAUCAUUUCGUUAACGGCGUUGUCCUUCAAUUGGCCAACUUGCGAGUCCUUAGCAUAACAUCUGCUCAGCAAUUGCGGGACCAUGAUUUCCGGCAUUUGAUCAUGCAUCUUAAAUACCUGGCCACGCUAUAUGUCAUUCAAUGCACGGAUCUUGGUAACGAUUUUAUAUUCUUUAUCAUCCAGCACUUGAAGGGGCACGAAAUGCGUUCUUCCAAUUGUCGUCGCUUGCCAUUUCAUCUGGAGCUAUCCGGCACGUGUGUAUCAGAUGAUAUUAACGAGAUUGAGCCCGUUAACUCAUCACAUUCCGUACUUAAUGUUGUGUUGGUAGGUAAUUAACCUUAUUCAUAUUUAUCGUAAUUUGAAUCCUGAGCGCCUUAUCGAUAAGCGAUGAACUGUCGAAGCUGAACGAGGAAAUUUGAGCAGGGUGGCAGCUCUGUUAACCUAGAGUAGCCAAAGUUGCGGCAUUUUACAUAUUCUUGAAAACAUUUUAUAUAUUUUGUACGUUUGGUGAAUAAGCUGCCAUAAAUAAAAACAGCAAUUAUUGAUUAUUUUGAAGACAUUUGAAUUCUAAGCACAGAGAACAGCUGUUCAUGCAUUGUAAGCACACAAAUAUAUAAGUGCAAGUAUAGUGAGUCAGGAUAAAAACCUAUUGUUUCAAUCCAAAAAAAAAACUAUGAUUUGCAAUGUAUAAAAGAAAACGUAAAGAGAAAAGUAUAAAACUGGAAUCCGUAAGCUGGUGGUAAAGUCUACAUUUGAAUUAAAAGCGCUCUAUUGAAAAGCGACACAGACGAUGAGCAGGGAAAUUAAAGCGAUAUGGCAACGCUGCAAAGCUGCUUUACAGCUGAUCUGUUUUUACAAAAUGUCUGAGCGUGGCCCUAGUCAAGGCAUUUUAUACGUAUAACUAAUAUUUUAGAUAUAGUACAUUAUGCAAAUUGAAUCCAUUAUAAAUAUAAAAACAGUGGGUCAGGCUAAGCAACUUUUGCCUUGGUGUUUUGUUUAGCACAGAAUCCAUUGCAAAAGCAGCUGCUAAGGCGUAGCCGGCUAAAAAAUUACAACACCAAACAGAAAACGUGUUAUGCUGAUGCAUGCUCUAAUUAUGUUGUGAAGUGCGUUUGAAACACGAGUAGAGAGGAGCUUCUCGAAAGCCAAUCCCUUUCGACGACAAAGCGAGCGAUUGGGUUUUCUA
This is a messenger RNA of Drosophila virilis, 1856 nucleotides long. RefSeq lists its product as uncharacterized. NCBI's taxonomy places the organism in Eukaryota, Metazoa, Arthropoda, Insecta, Diptera, Drosophilidae. The record is from RefSeq and is a predicted model, not a curated record. Gene Ontology annotation, molecular function: protein binding.